Molecule: messenger RNA, 1473 nt
Organism: Prorocentrum cordatum
Lineage: Eukaryota; Dinophyceae; Prorocentrales; Prorocentraceae
Source: the annotation of a GenBank genome assembly
UUCGGCAGCUCCGCGGGCGUGCCGAGCUCUCCGGCCCUGCCUUUUCUUCGCGGGAGGGCCUCGCGAGCCCUCCGCCGGCGCGCUCGGCCCAGGGCUGCCGCAAACUGGCGCGGGGGCCUCGAGGGAAACGGGUCGACCACAAAGCUUAUGCACCCAAGAGUGGUCGAUGUUACGUCGGGCCUACGGAAGCGACGUAUUUUGCUCGAGGGUCUGCCGAUGCUUCAAAAUGGUCCAGAUGUUUUGGCCGAUGCCAAACGCAUGGCGAUCAAAAUCGGAGGCGCCGCCGGCGCCGGCCUUGCAGCGCCGCGCCGCGGGCGCGGGCGCUGCGGCAUCGGGGCGCGCGCCUGCCCGCUGACCGCUGACCGCAGGAGGGAGGAGGAGGAGGAGGAGGAGGAGGAGGAGGAGGAGGAGGAGGAGCGAGGAGGAGGAGGCUCGGGCUCGGGCUCGAGCUCGGGGCCCGGGCGGAGGCGCCUAGGCCGCCGCGGCGCGGAGCCUCCGGAGCUCCGCGGCGACGGCGGGCACGCCGGCGUGCUCGCGCUCCAGCCCCACGAGCUUGGCCUCCCAGGCGGUGCGGUCCGCCGCGAUCUCCACGGCGGGCCGCUGGGAGGCCUUCUCCAGCUGGCGCAUGGCCGCCGCCGCGGCGUCGGCGGCCUUCUGGACCUGCGUCAUGGCUCCCCUGUCGCCCGCACCGUAGGCGCGCUGCGCGGCGCCGAAGGCAGCCGCGUCCACCGCUUCGGUGAGCGCGCGCAUCUGCCUGGCUGCCUCUUUCGCGGCAGAGGCCACGGCGCUCUCGCGCCCGAGCACCUCGACAUCGCCCAAGAACCCCGACUGCAGCGACUCGACCACCCACCGGGGUUGGGAGCCCUCGGCGAAACGCUCCAGCAGGGCCUUGUCGUCAAGCUGUGUGCGCUCCAGGUGGUGCCAGAUCCCGAGCGUGGUGGUGGAGCCCAGAGCCUCUGCAAGCGGCUGGUCGGCUUUCAGCCGCUCCUGCAGGGCCGCCAGCGCGUCCCUGGACGCCGCAGGAGCCGCCACGCCACGCAGCUUGGCCUGCUUCGCGAGGAGUUGCUGCAGGCGCGUGGCCACUGAGUAGAGGUAAGCGUCGUAGUUCACCGUCUUCGUGAGCCCGAGCAUGGUGCCAGUGAACAGCUGCGUGUACAGGCCAGGAAUGAGCCGCUUGGCCACGGCCUCCUUGAGAUCCGACAUCGCGAAAACAUGCAACAUCGAGGAGCAUCGUGCUUGGAACCCUAGACCCCGUCUGUCUUCGGAAUUUUUCUCACUGGAUCGAUCUGUGAUGGUGCUGUGGUCCGCAACCGGGCGAAAACGCCAGGCGUGACAAAAAUGUAAAACCCAGAUCUCAUGACAAGGGACGCAGACCCGCGACGCCAUGUUUUCUUCAUGACUUCGAACCCUGGAGGUCUCGACCCAUUCCCUGGGACCUUCUUUUCAUCUUGUUUUUUGUUCUCAGCCAUCCUG